UUGGGUUAAAAGAUAUUUUUAUUAUCACAUUACCCGACGAACCUAACCCAACUAAAGAUGUUGGUGAAAUCGAUGUUGAAUCGGCGAAAUUAAUUUUACCAACAUCUCUCAAUUUAACUCAACUGUUAUUUGAUAAGAGUA
Messenger RNA from Racocetra persica, 141 nucleotides. NCBI's taxonomy places the organism in Eukaryota, Fungi, Glomeromycota, Glomeromycetes, Diversisporales, Gigasporaceae. The record is from the annotation of a GenBank genome assembly.